Messenger RNA from Penicillium nucicola, 1401 nucleotides. Its product is annotated as glycoside hydrolase family 76 protein. The coding region runs from base 1 to 1401 and encodes 466 amino acids. Gene Ontology annotation, biological process: fungal-type cell wall biogenesis; carbohydrate catabolic process. NCBI's taxonomy places the organism in Eukaryota, Fungi, Ascomycota, Eurotiomycetes, Eurotiales, Aspergillaceae. Gene Ontology annotation, molecular function: mannan endo-1,6-alpha-mannosidase activity. The transcript is spliced from 3 exons. The record is from RefSeq and is a predicted model, not a curated record.
AUGAGGUAUCUACCAUGCGGCUCUGUAUACUUUCUUCUCUCGGCACUGGGACCGCAAAUUACGCAGGCAUCAAUCUCCUUCGAUCUCAACGAUGAAGUAGCUAACUCCACCGACCAAGUCUCCAUAAAAGCCGCCGCCAAAACUGCCGCAGCCGGCAUGCUAAAAUACUACACAGGCAAUCAGCCAGGCGAUGUGCCAGGCAACAUCCCAGGUCCGUAUUACUGGUGGGAAGCAGGGGCUAUGUUCGGUGCAAUGGUAGAAUACUGGUACUACACUGGCGACACAACUUGGAACGAAAUAACAACACAAGCCCUGCUCUGGCAAGUAGGCGACAACAACAACUUCAUGCCUCAGAACCAAACCCUCUCCCUCGGCAACGACGAUCAAAUAUUCUGGGGCUUUGCUGCCAUGUCGGCUGCCGAGCUGAAAUACCCCGAUCCACCGGCUGAUCAACCGCAGUGGCUGGAACUUGCGGAGAAUACCUUCAACUCGCAAGCUACACGCUGGGACAUGACCACUUGUGGAGGUGGGUUGCAUUGGCAAAUUUUUGAGUAUAAUGGUGGGUAUUCAUAUAAGAAUACCAUUUCGAAUGGGGGUUUCUUUAAUGUAGCUGCGCGGUUGGCACGUUAUACGGGGAAUCAGACAUUCGAAGAGUGGGCGAAUAAAGUCUGGGAUUGGAGUGAGGCUUUGGGGUUGAUCAGCGAAGAUUAUCUCAUUUAUGACGGGACGGAUAGUACUGGGAAUUGCUCCAAGGUUAAUGCUGUGCAGCAUGCUUAUUUGCCUGCAGUCUAUUUGCAUGGGGCGGCGAAUAUGUAUAACAUUACCAACGGCGCGACAAUCUGGAAAAAACGCAUUGAAGGGAUCAUCCACGGACUGACGACUUUCUUCCCGAGUGGACAAGAUGUGAUGGUUGAACCAUGCGAAAAAGACCAAUGCGAUCUCAAUUCGAGAUCGUUCAAAUCCUACCUGGCACGGUUUAUGGCUGCAACUAUCCCACUAGCCCCGUUCGCCAAUGAGACACUGUGGGAUAAGAUCCAAGGAUCUGCCCAAGCUGCCGCAGAGCAAUGUAAUGGGCCUGAUAAUGCUUGUGGGUUGAGGUGGACCAAGGGUACCAAGUAUGACGGAUCUACUGGUAUUGGUGAGCAGAUGGCUGCGUUGGAGAUAUUCAAGGCGAAUUUGGUACAUACUGUUAAGGUACCUGUUACGGCGAAAACUGGCGGGACUAGUAAAGGGAAUCCUGGAAGUGGGAAGGAUACUGGAUCUGGCUCUGGAUCUGGGGAGAAGGAGGAUAUCCGAACGAGGGAGAUUACGACUGGUGAUAAAGCUGGUGCUGGUAUUGUUGCUGCAUUGGCUGUUUUACUGCCCAUUGGGAGUGCUGUUUUUAUUGUCUUGUGGUCAUAA